AUGGAAAUUAUUACAACUCCUAACUUCAAUCCCAUUUGUCUGCUCCCGAAACUAUCCAGGAUUCCAGGGUUCUUGAACAUUUUAUGGGUGUCUUCACCAUCAAUUUGCCCAUGUAAGAGAAGAACCCAAUCGAGUUUUUGUAGUUCAAUAAAGCUCAAUUGCUUCAUCAGCGGGAAGAGGCUCUCCAAGAGAAGAAAAUUUUCGCUAAUUCGGGCUUGUGUGGUUCCCAAUGAUGGAACGAAACAUAAUCUAAACUUAGAAUUUGUGAAUUCCACAAAACGUGGUGCUAAACACUAUGUUGUGAAGCAAAUUUUGGAUGAUUCAUCAUCAUCUGAAAGUUCAAUUCCUUUGAGCUCUUCAAAUAGCUUUACUAACUUCAGAGAGGACCCGAUUGUAGAUAAGCUUAGAACUCAACUUGGGGUCAUACACCCUAUCCCUUCACCUCCUAUAAAUCGAAACAUUGUUGGAUUAUUUGUAUUCUUUUUCUUUGUCGGAGUUGUGUUCGAUAAAAUUUGGACAUCAAGAAAAAAGAGCAAAUCAAGGGAUGAAGGGACACCAGGGAUAUGGCCACAGGUUCCCACUAGUUUUUCUUUGUUCCUUGAGAAAGAUUUGCAGAGAAAAGAGUCAGUAGAGUGGGUUAACAUGGUGUUGGGGAAGUUAUGGAAGGUUUAUAGAGGUGGACUUGAAAAUUGGGUAAUUGGGUUGCUUCAACCAGUUAUUGAUAACCUAAAGAAACCUGAUUAUGUGGAGAGAGUUGAAAUAAAACAAUUCUCAUUAGGGAAUGAACCAUUAUCUGUUAGGAAUGUUGAACGCAGAACUUCUCGUCGUGUCAAUGAUUUACAGUACCAAAUAGGACUUCGUUACACUGGUGGGGCCCGUAUGCUUUUAAUGCUAUCACUAAAAUUUGGCAUAGUUCCAAUAAAGGUCCCUGUGGGUGUUAGAGAUUUUGACAUUGAUGGAGAACUUUGGGUUAAAUUGAGGUUGAUUCCAUCAGAGCCAUGGGUGGGAGCUGUUUCAUGGGCUUUUGUUUCACUUCCAAAAAUUAAAUUUGAAUUGUCACCUUUUCGCUUGUUUAAUUUAAUGGCCAUCCCUGUGCUCUCCAUGUUUUUGACAAAACUUUUGACUGAGGAUUUGCCACGGCUAUUUGUUCGCCCCAACAAGAUUGUAUUAGACUUUCAAAAAGGAAAAGCAGUGGGCCCCAUUCGAAAUGAUUUCAAGACAGGAGAAAUGCAAGAAGGAAAUAAAGAUUUUGUUGGUGAAUUAUCAGUUACUCUUGUUGAUGCUCGAAAGCUCUCUUAUGCCUUCUUUGGAAAAACGGAUCCGUAUGUUGUUCUAAGGCUUGGAGAUCAAGUAAUACGUAGCAAAAAGAACAGUCAAACAACUGUCAUUGGGCCUCCUGGUGAGCCAAUAUGGAAUCAGGAUUUUUACAUGCUAGUUACAAACCCUAGAAGACAAAAAUUGUCGAUUCAAGUGAAGGAUGCUCUUGGAUUUGCAGAUACGACUGUUGGCACAGGAGAGGUUGAUCUUGGAUCUUUAAAAGACACGGUUCCAACAGACAAAAUUGUAGCCCUUCGAGGAGGGUGGGGCCUAUUCAGAAAAGGAUAUGCUGGAGAGAUUCUUCUUAGAUUAACAUAUAAAGCAUACGUUGAAGAUGAAGAAGACGAAAAGACUGAAUCCACAAAAAAAGAUACAGAUGCAUCGGAUGAUGAAUUGUCUGAUUUAGAACAAGCUGCUCUUACAUAUGGGCAACGUGUAAGUGAUAUAUCAAAUGGAACCAGUAAAGAACCUUUCAUGGAUGUUUUAGCAGCUCUACUUGUUAGUGAAGAGUUUCAAGGCAUUGUGGCUUCUGAAACAGCAAAUGCUAAAUCUUCUAAUGAUUUUAUCAACUCCGAGUUAAAAGAGAGAUCACGUGGUGCAGUUGUAGCACCCGAAGUUUCUGAUUCUCAGAGUGGGUCUAGAGAGUCGGUGUUGAUUUGGCUUGCUGUGAUCACGACUUCGGGUUUUAUAGUUAACUCCACGACUUCUCCACAAAUGUGGGAGUUGAAAAUUUAAUUGCUUCAUCAAGAAGAGAAUGUUUGUUAUUGUUUGGCGGCUUGAAUUGAGUAAUUUGUCGAGAGCAUAAAGUGAUUAUUUUUUGUCAUAUUUUUUUUAUCAACUUGUAGCAUUUUUUGUUACAUAUAUGGUAUUUGGUAUGGUUAUGUAGAUUCCCAACCUUAUAGGCUUGAAAAUGAGUAAUUUGUCGAGAGCAUAAAGUGAUUAUUUUUUGUCAUAUUAUUUUUUAUCAACUUGUAGC
Molecule: messenger RNA, 2293 nt
Organism: Lactuca virosa
Lineage: Eukaryota; Viridiplantae; Streptophyta; Magnoliopsida; Asterales; Asteraceae
Source: the annotation of a GenBank genome assembly